AUCGCUCAUACGGUUGCUGUAGUCGACUGCUUGUAAUUUUCAUGGGGUGGCGCUUGUCUGCGCUCUCGGUGCGAGUCGUGCUCACGCGCACUGCGUUAAUCGUCUUAUUAUAGCGGACCGUACAGGAAGUCAACCUGAAAUUGGUCUAAAUGCCGCUCAUUUCGAACGCUAUUACCAUAAACCUCCAGUGAUUACCGGGGACCAUAAGUGAGACUCCGAGGCUGUCUCUAUGGGUCUUCAAUGGAUGCAUUCAACAUUCCCUUUAAUCCGGAUAAUAGCGACUCCUCGACCGACCCUGAGCCCGCUGCGACACUCCGACCCUCGAGUCUUAACCCCGCUGUCUCUCGUUACUGGACGGCAGUAUUUGACUACGAUGCUACUGCAGACGAUGAACUCAGCUUGCGCAGGGGAGAUGUGGUGGAGGUGUUAUCCAGGGACUCCAUGGUGUCGGGGGACGAGGGAUGGUGGACUGGGAAGAUCGAGGAGCGCGUCGGCAUAUUCCCAAGUAGCUACGUGUGCUUUGGCCGAGACGCAUUGAGGGCCAGGAGGGCCGAGCAACCUCCCCUGCACCUUUUGGAAAUUGAUUUUACUGAGCUGGUCCUGGAAGAGAUUAUUGGAGUUGGUGGUUUUGGAAAAGUGUAUAGGGCUGUUUGGUGUGGUGAAGAAGUGGCAGUCAAGGCAGCCAGAAGAGACCCAGAUGAAGAAGUUGACCAGACGCUGGAAAAUGUCCGACAAGAAGCAAAGCUUUUUGCAAUGCUGCGGCACCCUAACAUUAUGGGUCUGUGUGGAGUUUGCUUGCAAGAGCCCAACCUUUGCCUUGUCAUGGAAUAUGCUCGUGGGGGUUCUCUCAAUCGGGUACUGUCAGGAAAAAGAAUUCCUCCAAAUGUGCUUGUUGACUGGGCUGUACAGAUUGCAAGAGGGAUGCACUACCUACAUUGUGAGGCCAUCGUACCCAUUCUACACCGUGACCUCAAGUCCAGCAACAUCCUGAUCCUGGAAAAAGUGGAGAAUGAGGACCUGGGAAACAAGACCCUCAAGAUUACCGACUUUGGACUGGCACGAGAAUGGCACCGCACUACAAAGAUGAGUGCAGCAGGCACCUAUGCCUGGAUGGCACCUGAGGUCAUUCGUUCAUCCACCUUCUCAAAGGGCAGUGAUGUUUGGAGCUAUGGAGUGUUGCUCUGGGAGUUGCUUACUGGAGAGGUGCCUUUCAGAGGAAUUGAUGGUCUUGCUGUUGCCUAUGGAGUGGCUAUGAACAAACUUGCACUCCCCAUCCCAACAACAUGUCCGGAACCCUUUGCUAGACUAAUGGAGGACUGCUGGAACCCUGACCCUCAUGCCCGACCAUCGUUCACAAGUGUACUGGACCAACUUACUACCAUUGAGGAAUCUGGCUUUUUUGAGAUGCCCUCCGAAUCCUUCCACUCACUUCAGGACGACUGGAAACUGGAAGUCCAAGAGAUGUUUGAGCAGCUCCGAGCAAAAGAGAAGGAGUUGUGCUCAUGGGAGGAGGAGCUAAGCCGUGCUGCAAUGCAACAGAAAAACCAAGAGGAGGCACUACGAAGAAGAGAGCAAGAGCUGGCUGAGCGUGAGAUUGACAUCUUGGAGAGAGAGCUCAACAUCAUUAUUCAUCAGUUAUAUCAGGAGAAGCCACGGGUUGAGAGGCGCAAGGGUAAAUUCCGCAGGAGCCGACUUAAAAUUCGAGAUGGGAAUCGCAUUAGCUUGCCUUCAGAUUUUCAGCACAAGAUAACAGUGCAAGCAUCCCCAACACUGGACAGAAGAAAAAGUUUAUUAAGUAGUAGCUCGAGUCCUCCAGCUAGUCCUACUAUCAUACCUCGUCUUCGAGCCAUCCAGUUGACUCCAGGUGAUAGCAGCAAGGCCUGGGGACGCAAUGUUGCAUUCCAAGCAGAUGGUGAUGAGGAAGACAAAAGAUGCCACAAGAAGAAGAGCAGAAUGUGGGGUCCUGGGUCAGGGCCAGGGCCAGUACCUGUGGGAAACAAGGAAACUGCUGAAGAGUGCCUCAGAGUUCUAAUUGAUGCAAAUAAGCAGUGGUCUACAAGUACUCCGAAUCUGGGGAGAUCACCACACAGCAGCCCUGCUAUUCAGUGUGUGCAGAGUCUCACAGAGAUAGAGAAUAAAGAUGUUUGUUCGAUGAAACCAAUGGAGAACAUAGCUCCUUCACCUACACCUGCUGGUUACUCUUACCUUUGUAUUCCAUUCCAAAGGACUACAGAAGAUGAUGGAUAUGUUGUGGAAGGCAAUGGGGAACAUGCUCCCCCUCCUGGAUCUACACCCGGUACUCCUGUCAAUAGUUUAAAAAGAAGUCCUACACAAGCUCGUAGGUCUGAACUUGUAUUUCUUGGUUGUGGAGCACUGUUAGCUGCUGUGGGUCUUGGGUUCAAUCUUUUGGGAAUGAAUAAACAAGGAAAUUACCAGGAAAAUAGACAAUCAAGAAAGGAAAGCUUUUUUCAUUGCUCUGGAGUUCCUCCGACUCGCAAGCUGUUUCGAAAAGACACUUGCCAUCACCCUCCUCCCCAGACUGUGGAUCGACCCUUCCCAUCAUCUCUCACUCUUUUGUCCUUGUCAUCUUUGUCUGACUGUAACUCAACACGUUCUCUUCUGCGCUCUGACAGUGAGGAGCUGCUUGUGUAUCUCCAGCCUAGUGAACUGGAAAAACCAGAGUCCAAGCCCAUUGCAAAACCCAACCCCCUUGUCAAUACUCAUUUGGAAAGUUUUAAACGUAAUCCUCAUCAGUCUCUCACCCCUACACAUAUCCCCUUGGCUUCAAGUGCCAUUCGGCGUCUUCGACGGACACCUUCAGAUGGAGCCAUCAAGCAAGAAUGUCCAUGUGAUGGAGACAGAAGUAAUGUAUUGAGAGCUUCCAUCCCAAAACCCAACAACAUGGAGAUACCACGGCUGCCUGAUCCAAACUUGGUUUUUCCACCAACCCCCCGUCGUCGUGCACCAUCUUUACAUGACUCUACUCCGGAGCGACCCAAGACCUUGGACUUUCUUUCCCGACCACGUCCAACAGCAGCUUGUCGCCCCCGCCCUGACUCUUGGCAGCUCAUGUCUCCUCGCAGAGGAAAUAGCGAUUCCCCAGCACACAGCUCAAGCACUGGUACUCCUCCAACAGUGGACCAUUGUUGGAGUGGGACUGCUGGCAACAGUGCAGGUAGUGGUGGCAGUGCCCCUGAGGAAAGGCCAGGACUAGCCUGUCAGAUAUUACCACCGCCAUCUUCCUGCCAACGUACUCUACUAGACCUGGAUGCAGAGGGUCAGAACGAAGAUGGAACUCUUCCCCUCUGUAUGGCAGAAAACUGCACUCCUAAACCUUCACCUUACUGGCUCAAGGAGGACUUUUGGUCUUAGCAUGUCUUCCCUACUCUCAUUUUAAUGAGCCUCGCACUGGGAAUGCACUUUCUGAAUAUUUAUUCAUAUAUGUCUGUAUGUAUGCAUUUAUUUAUGUGUUUAUCAAAAUUAGUUAGUACUUUCCCUUUUCUUCUUAGGUCCAAAAUAUUGUACAGCUGAGCAGCUGUUGCCAAGUUCAAGCGCAAGAACUUGCUGCAAGAGCACAGAAAAGUGUUAUAAUUGACGAUAUAUAAGCAUAAAGCAAAGUAUCCAGUCAGUAUUUCAAAAUGGUGAUGUUAUCUACCACUGCAUUAACCAUUUACAUCCACUUUCCUUUGUAAUCAGAUGCAAAUAACUUGGCUUUGUAGUCUGCUAGUGGCAAAUCAUUUUAACAUAUUUACAUAAACAAAAAUAUACCAGAGGCCUCUUAGUCAACUGCUACAAUAGUUCUUAGAUAUUUUAUGUGAACAAUAAAUCUUCAAGGGGGUAGCACAGCCAUCUCACAGGUCCAAGUCCUGUACCUAGUUGUUGUCUGUAUGGAGUUUGUACAUUCUUCAUUUGUCUGUGUGGCCUUUCCUCCAUGUGCUCAUAUUUUCCUCCCUCUUGCCCCAAGUCAGGGGUGCCCAAUGCGUCGAUCGCGAUCGACCAGUAGAUCGCAAAGGUAGUGCAGGUGGAUCGCAUUGC
Polypterus senegalus (gray bichir) is the source of this 4035-nucleotide messenger RNA. RefSeq names its product mitogen-activated protein kinase kinase kinase 9 (gene map3k9). Gene Ontology annotation, molecular function: JUN kinase kinase kinase activity; ATP binding; protein binding. Gene Ontology annotation, biological process: protein phosphorylation. The transcript has 11 exons. The record is from RefSeq and is a predicted model, not a curated record. The coding region runs from base 241 to 3372 and encodes 1043 amino acids. NCBI's taxonomy places the organism in Eukaryota, Metazoa, Chordata, Cladistia, Polypteriformes, Polypteridae.